AUGGACUACCUCGAUGCUGGUCUCGCAGCAGUAGAGAAGCAACUGGCGUUCGUGAAGACGGACCCGAUCAACUGGCAGGGUCUCGUCCUAGGCUUUUCGUGGGCCGUCUGUAUAUUCGAAUCGUAUCUUCUGAUACGCCAGUUCCCCUUGUAUAACAAGACCGCGCCACCGCCUGCACUCGCAGACCACUUCACACCCGAAGUAUUCGCUAAAUCCCAAACAUACGGCCGCGACAAGGCCAAGUUCUCCUUUGUGUCGACCAUCUACAAACAAUUAAUUGACACAGUCCAACUUGCUUCUGGAUUGUACUACCCUUGGGCAUGGUCAGCGUCUGGCUCAGCUCUACAAUUAUUUGGCUAUGGGCCUGAAUACCAGAUCUCGCAAUCUGUGAUCUUCGUAUUCUUGAUCACGUUCACGUCAAUGAUUCCGACUUUGCCUCUCAGCAUCUACCAGACAUUCUGGUUAGAAGCUGAACACGGCUUCAACAAGACUACGCCAACUCUUUAUAUCACCGACAUGGUGAAGGGAUGGGCCCUUGGCCUUGUUCUCGGCACACCGCUUCUCACUGCAUUCCUCUACAUCUUUGAAUGGGCGGGAGACCGCUUCCUUCCAUGGCUCAUGGCGCUUCUAUUCGGCUUCCAGAUGCUCAUGGUUGUGAUCUUCCCGACCUUUAUCCAGCCCCUCUUCAACAAGCUCUCGCCACUCGAGCCUGGCGAGCUUAAGUCGCGUAUCGAGGGCCUCGCCACGAAGCUCAAGUUCCCGCUCAAGCACUUGUACGAGAUCGAUGGCUCGAAACGCUCCUCCCAUUCAAACGCCUACUUCUACGGUUUGCCAUGGAGCAAGCACAUCGUGAUCUUCGACACGCUCAUCAAGCAGUCGAAGCCAGAUGAGGUCGAGGCCGUCCUUGCGCACGAACUUGGCCACUGGUACUUCCAGCACCCGAGCAAGCUGCUCAUCGUCUCGCAGAUCCAUAUUUUCGCUAUCCUGGCUGCUUUCCCCGCAUUCCGUCACUCGACACUACUCCUUCGGUCCUUUGGCUUCCCUCCCGAGGUCGCAGCGAACCCGCCUCCCAUCAUCAGCUUCUUGCUCUACCAGAUGGUCUUGACGCCGCUCGAGGCUACCGUAGGCAUGGCAAUGAACGCCGUCUCCCGUCGGUACGAGUACCAGGCAGACAAGUUCGCCGCAGAGCUCCCCACGCUCGUCAAGGAUGACGAUGCGCGCGACAUGGGUGUGCGUCUGGGUCGUGCCCUCGUGCAACUGCACGUGAAGAACCUCUCCACCGUAUGGGUCGACUGGCUGUACAGCGCCUACCACCACUCGCACCCCACCCUCACGGAGCGCCUGAAGGCGCUUGAGAAGUAUGGAGGCGCCAAGGUGGAGGAACCUGCUGCGGGCAAGGAAGAGCUGUAG
Peniophora sp. CBMAI 1063 is the source of this 1410-nucleotide messenger RNA. The record is from the annotation of a GenBank genome assembly. Lineage: Eukaryota; Fungi; Basidiomycota; Agaricomycetes; Russulales; Peniophoraceae.